AUGGAGGGGCAUAUGUUCGUGUCGCGCGCGACACAGAUUCUCAUACAGAAGAGCCACAAAAAGCUCGGGAUGCAACGGAAUGGUUUAUUCGAGGGCGACUGCGGCAGAUUCGCCAUGAUAUUCUAUCGCGAUGGCCUGCCCUUAGUGGAGCCCUUGGGUCAUGGGGAGGAGGGCAUCCUUCUACCUGACAUUGGCUUGAUCGACUUCGGCAAGAACAUAUGCGAUCUUGUGGAGCGGUAUUCACAACCUGACGUCUCCUCCAGUCAAUACCAAGCCUGA
Messenger RNA from Gloeophyllum trabeum ATCC 11539, 279 nucleotides. RefSeq lists its product as uncharacterized. The transcript has 2 exons. Lineage: Eukaryota; Fungi; Basidiomycota; Agaricomycetes; Gloeophyllales; Gloeophyllaceae. Bases 1 to 279 code for a protein of 92 amino acids. The record is from RefSeq and is a predicted model, not a curated record.